Molecule: messenger RNA, 2247 nt
Organism: Baudoinia panamericana UAMH 10762
Lineage: Eukaryota; Fungi; Ascomycota; Dothideomycetes; Mycosphaerellales; Teratosphaeriaceae
Exons: 1
Coding region: 213-2135 (640 amino acids)
Source: RefSeq, a predicted model, not a curated record
ACAAUUCGACCCACAUAAUCCUCGCUCGAGUUGUUGCUGCCGGUGACACUUGAUGGACCGUCUCAGACCCGCUACUCUCGCUGCUGUACUGGCAUAGCUGCAACAUCUUGUUCGAGACCCGAGACGCGUUCAAUGUGCCUCGCUUGACCGACGGGCGAUCACGGACGAGUCGGAAUUCGUCAUAGCAUCUUUCCACGAACAAGCAAGCAGCAAUGUCGACAUCUACACCGGUCUACACCAUCAGCGCUACAGAAAAGCAAGCCCUUGGCAAACGCAAGGCGGACGAGAUCGAGGCCAAUCGCGAAGAGGCGAGAGCCAGGUUCGAAGCGGACUAUGGCCGGCUGUUGGACUUCAACAUCGCCGCAGAUGAGGCCGAGGUGAGCGUGCGUUGCGUCUCGACAGCGUUGCCGCAAUUAACAACUCUGCAGCACGCCCUAGAAGGGAUACUUCUUGAUCUCACGGAUGAAGAGCGCAGUGAUCUUGCAGAGAUUGAUGGAACGCGGGACGAUUCGACAAACGACGAAGCGGUUGACGAGCAGCAAGGCAAUCUACCAAGCGGCGAUGGAUCGCCAGUAAGACUUGCUGACCAAGUCCGGUCUGACCUGCACGAGCUACAACUCAAGCAUGGUGAUACUCCUGGCGUUGUGGUGUUGAUUGAACGUGGGCUCGAAAGGGUUAGGGCGGCAUGGUUUGGACUUCUUGAAGCGAACUUCGCGCUUCCAGAGGUACACCGCAAGGUCAUCCAGAAGAGCGAGCUGGUGAAUAUUGCUGCAUCAACCAUCCAGCGCGCCACCGAAGACUCGACUAAGAUUGUCCGAAUGGACGGUGACAAGCUAAAGCAGGUCAGCGGCGACCUGAAGUUGUUUCUAGCCACAUCAUUGGCCAACCAGGAGCGGACGAAGCGCUCUCUAGCCGGGUCGCCAGAGGCUGAGAGUGAGGUGCUCCAAAGCAUGGCCGGCGAAAAUUCGUUCGGCGAAGUGCUGAAGGGUAUUGGGAUAGCAUUGCAGGACCUGCGCCAGUGUCUGACCGAAUGGGAUCUCACUUCAACCAAGCCCGAAGCACACGCGUCAAAAACACCCACCGCGUCGAACAAAAGUGCCCAUCAUGCUUUGCUGGGGAGCGGAUACCUCAGUGUUGCGAAUCCAGGACCACUGCAGAUUGGUGAGGCUGUGUUUGCGCUCACACAGUCCGCCAAUACGCUAUCACCCAUCACUAAGCCGAAUGCGACGCGUUCCAAGCUCGAUCUCUCCGUGCCUAUGUCUAGCAGCCCCCAUGUCAAAAAGGGUGGCGAUUAUCUGGGUCGCGUAGACGGAUUCAAAGGCCACAAGAAGCCGGGCACCCAGCGCGACCGCUUUGCCACACCUGCGCCGAUCCUCGCUCGAAGCCCUGUUGUUCCCCACGCGGCUGGAGACACAGCUGACGAGCAUGUUACGAGCACUCCCUCUGCAGACACAUCGGAGCUCGGUGUAGCCCAACCAGCGUCUGUAUCGCAGCAGAACGUCAAAGCGGCGAACAGCCGUAAGAACCGUGCUCCAACAAAGAAGACCAAAGCUGAAGGGCGUAAGGGCGGUAGCCUGGCGAAAUGGGGUGCCGCGGAGGAGCUGUACGUGGCGGAGCAGUGGUUCGGCGAUGAUCUCAUGAUCGACAAGGCGAAGACGCAUCCGUCGAAUGGCAACUUCGUCGGUACUAAGGCACGCGCAGAUGCCCACAAUCAGUGGAUCGUCGGUCAGGGUGGCGACUUGUCCACAUGGUGGCGUACGUGGCCGGCGAUGGAGCAGAGAAUGGAGCAUUGCCGCAAGAAUCGCGAAACGCUAUCUUCCCUUCGAGCAAAGGCAGGCCGUGAAGCCAGGACAAAUACCGUCGAGGAUAGCAUGGACGUCGACGACGAGAUUGCUUAUGGUGAUGAGGACGGUGGCACCUCAACUUCCGUUUACGCAAAGGACGCGAGCGCAGGUGAAGCCCGCAGCACAGUUCUUUUCGAUGCAGAAAUCUACAACUUAGCAAUGUCCGGUACAGCACCCUCCAAUAUGGGCGAGUCGAAGGACCGCCAGGAGAACACCACGGAGGGAAACUCUAGCGUAGAGUCGGCGAAGGCCAAGGUUGCAGACCCGAAGGAUGACAGUGAGAAGCUUUGAGCUCAAAUGCCAAGCCGUCGGUGGCGUGGACUGGCAGGACGAUAUUGUAGGCUCCUCAUAUAUUACGCUGGUUGCUUUGUAGGUAUGCUUGCAAUCCCGUGCGUAAGGUCUU